Molecule: messenger RNA, 1448 nt
Organism: Rosa chinensis
Lineage: Eukaryota; Viridiplantae; Streptophyta; Magnoliopsida; Rosales; Rosaceae
Product: probable mannitol dehydrogenase
Exons: 5
Coding region: 119-1198 (359 amino acids)
Biological process (GO): lignin biosynthetic process
Molecular function (GO): cinnamyl-alcohol dehydrogenase activity; zinc ion binding
Source: RefSeq, a predicted model, not a curated record
CAUUGAAGGUAGCUCAUAUACUUCCAUAUCUGUUUGUUUCUCACCUUUUACUAGUCGAACUACAUUAAGCCUCAACACCAAAACCAUCAGUUAGGAAUCUGCAACAAAGAAAAUACUGAUGUCUAACGAGCAAGAACACCCCAGGAAGGCAUUUGGAUGGGCUGCAAGAGAUUCAUCUGGUGUUCUCUCUCCCUUCAGUUUCUCCAGAAGGGAAUCCGGAGAGAAAGACGUGACAUUCAAAGUGUUGUAUUGUGGGAUUUGCCAUUCGGACCUUCACAUGGUCAAGAAUGAAUGGGGCUUCUCUACCUAUCCUCUGGUUCCCGGGCAUGAGAUUGUCGGUGAAGUAACGGAAGUAGGGAGCAAUGUACAAAAAUUCAAAGUUGGAGACAAAGUCGGUGUUGGAUGCAUAGUUGGAGCUUGCCGAUCUUGUGAUAGUUGUACCGACCAUCUUGAGAACUACUGCCCCAAACAAAUACUCACGUACAGUGCCAAGUACUAUGACGGAACCACCACCUAUGGCGGUUACUCUGACAUUAUGGUUGCAGAUGAACACUUCGUACUCCGUAUCCCGGACAACCUACCCCUUGAUUGUGCUGCUCCUCUCCUAUGUGCCGGAAUCACAACCUACAGCCCGUUGAGAUAUUUUGGACUUGACAAGCCCGGUAUGCAUGUGGGUGUGGUUGGCCUAGGUGGUUUAGGCCACGUCGCAGUGAAGUUUGCCAAGGCAAUGGGAGUGAAGGUUACAGUGAUCAGUACGUCCCCUAAUAAGAAGGAGGAAGCAGUUAAACACCUAGGAGCUGAUUCGUUUUUGGUUAGUCGUGACCAAGAUCAAAUGCAGGCUGCCAUUGGUACCAUGGAUGGGAUCAUUGACACAGUUUCUGCACAACAUCCUCUCUUGCCUUUGAUUGGUCUGUUGAAGUCUCAUGGAAAGCUUGUCAUGGUUGGUGCACCAGAAAAGCCUCUUGAGCUUCCAGUUUUUCCUUUACUCAUGGGAAGGAAGAUGGUAGCUGGUAGCGGCAUUGGAGGUAUGAAGGAGACACAAGAGAUGAUCAAUUUUGCAGCCAAGCACAACAUAACAGCAGACAUCGAGGUCAUCCCAAUUGACUACUUGAACACUGCCAUGGAGCGCCUUGCCAAAGCAGACGUCAGAUACCGUUUUGUCAUUGACAUUGGAAACACACUGAAGGCUAGAUCUUAAAUUCUCCAAACCAGACUGUAUCAAUGAAGAUAUAAGAACAGAAGCCCAGACUGAUCUGGUGCCAUAAACAUUGUUGUUCUUUCUACAGAGCAUUUUUUGUUGUUCGCUACAUUAAUUCUUUUUCUUCUUUUAAACUCUCUUAUCCUCAUCACAUUAUAAGCAGAAUGUAAUGUAAUGAUUCGAAAUAACUGAUUACAUGAAUAAUUUACUGCCUUCUCUAAUGAUUUGAUAUAAAUGAAUAUUUGAAUAA